Balaenoptera musculus (blue whale) is the source of this 3129-nucleotide messenger RNA. RefSeq names its product glycerophosphodiester phosphodiesterase domain containing 2 (gene GDPD2). Gene Ontology annotation, cellular component: membrane. Bases 83 to 1702 code for a protein of 539 amino acids. The record is from RefSeq and is a predicted model, not a curated record. The transcript is spliced from 16 exons. Gene Ontology annotation, molecular function: glycerophosphodiester phosphodiesterase activity. Gene Ontology annotation, biological process: lipid metabolic process. Lineage: Eukaryota; Metazoa; Chordata; Mammalia; Artiodactyla; Balaenopteridae.
CGGAGAGGACCUGGGAAACAGUGCAGUGCACAGCAGAGGGCAGAGAGCAGAGCGGACCUGCUGCUGAGAAAAGGCCCUCACCAUGGGCGAGUCUCCCGGCUGCUGCUCGGUCUGGGCCCACUGCCUCCACUGCCUGUAUAGCUGCCACUGGAAGAAAUGCCCCAAAGACAGGACACAAACCAACCAGUGCGAAUGCAUCUGGUUUGGCCUGCUCUUCCUCACCUUUCUCCUCUCCCUGGGCUGGCUGUACGUCGUGCUCAUCCUUCUCAAUGACCUGCACAACUUCAAUGAAUUCCUGUUCCAGCACUGGGGACACUGGAUGGACUGGUCCCCGGCAUUCCUGCUGGUCAUCUCUCUACUGGUCACAUACGCAUCCCUGCUCUUGCUCCUGGCCCUGCUCCUGCGGCUCUGUGGCCAGCCUCUGUGCCUGCACACCGCCCACAAGGUGCUGCUGCUCCUCAUUAUACUUCUUGUGGCCGCUGGCCUUGUGGGACUGGAGGUCCAAUGGCGGCAGGAGUGGCAUAGCUUACGUCUGUCACUGCAGGCCACAGCCCCAUUCCUUCAUAUUGGAGCAGUUGCUGGCAUCACUCUCCUGGCCUGGCCUGUGGCUGAUACCUUCUACCGUAUCCACCGAAGAGGUCCCAAGAUUCUGCUACUGCUCCUAUUUUUUGGAGUUGCCCUGGCCAUCUACCUGGUGCCCCUAUUCAUCUCCUCAGCCUGUAUCAUGGAACCCAAAGACUUACCCCCCAAGCCUGAGCUGAUGGGACACCGAGGGGCCCCCAUGCUGGCCCCCGAGAACACCCUGAUGUCCCUGCGGAAGACAGCUGAAUGUGGAGCUGUUGUGUUUGAGACCGACGUGAUGGUCAGCUCCGACGGGAUCCCCUUCCUCAUGCAUGAUGAGCGCCUGACCAGGACCACAGAUGUGGCCUCUGUGUUCCCACACCGAGUCAACAGCCACAGUAGCGACUUCUCCUGGACUGAGCUGAAGAGACUCAAUGCCGGGGCCUGGUUCCUACAGAGGCGACCCUUCUGGGGGGCUAAGCAGCUGUCAGGCCCUGAUCGGAAAGACGCUGAGAAUCAGACAGUGCCAGCCUUGGAAGAACUACUGAAAGAAGCUGAAGCCCGCAACCUUUCUGUCAUGUUUGACCUGCGCCGCCCCCCACGAAACCACACAUACCAUGACACUUUUGUGAACCAGACAUUGGAGACUGUGCUGAGUUCAGGGGUGCCCCAAGCCAUGGUCCUCUGGCUACCGGAUGAAGAUCGGGCUCAUGUCCAACAACGGGCCCCCCAAAUGCGCCAGAUAUAUGGACAUCUGGGAGGCCACAGCACUGAGAGGCCCCAGUUUCUCAACCUCCCCUAUCAAGACCUGCCGCUGUUGGAUAUCAAAGCACUGCACCAAGAUAAUGUCUCGGUGAACCUAUUUGUAGUGAACAAGCCCUGGCUCUUCUCCCUACUCUGGUGUGCAGGGGUGGAUUCGGUCACCACCAAUGACUGCCAGCUGCUGCAGCAGAUGCGUUACCCUGUCUGGCUUAUUCCCCCUCAAACCUACCUAAUGAUGUGGAUCAUUACCAAUUGUGUCUCAAUCCUGCUGCUUUUGUGGACCUUUCUCCUCCAACGGAGAUGUGCUAAGGAGAGAGAGAGAACCGGCUUAGAAACAGCAGUGCUGCUGACCAGGAUCAACGCUUUCAUAAUGGAGUGAAUGUUCUGUCCUCGACCCCCACCAGCCAAAGUCUGAGGCCUGUCUGCAUUGGCCAACAGCAAGGAAGACAGAAUGGCUGAGGUGGAAUGUUGGUGGGGUUGGUGUGGGGUGAAAUUUGCCAACAGGAGGUUUUGAACUAUGAGGGCCUUCUGCCCAGAUGGUGGCAUGCCCCAAGCUUCCAUGGAAUCUGUCCCCCUUGAGAUUUCGACCUGAAGUGGUUAGGAAGACACUGAGUCACAAGAAGUUUCUCCCCAAAUGAAACUAGAACAGAGGAAAAGACAAGGAGAUUGCCAAGAGAAUGUUUCUGAUCUGUGUGCACGUGUUCUUGUGUAGAAGGCACAGGGUGUCAGGGGCGGGACAGCUUGGAACAGUGACUGAAGGAGAUGACAAAACGGCCUUUCCUGGAGAACUAUAAGAUGAUGGAGAUAUCGACCUGGCUUCAUUCACUGUCUCCCCUGACAUAUGCAAUUUAUCUUAUUUCCUGCCUAGAGGCUGGGGGCCAAAGAGCCCAUCUAGCCAUGUGCCUACAGGUGGCUUUUUGCUGUACACAGUCUUUUCUUCAAGACACAUUCGUUCCUGAAUCUUGUCCGUUAAUAGGUUAUUCAAUGAAUUGAAUGCCCAUUUGGCACAGUCUAAUCUUCUCAGCGCUGGGGCUGGGUGGAGGAUGCACCUUCCAUCUAGGGUUGUAUGUGACAUGACAUUGAGGGGUCAUCAUGGGGAGAAUCGUGGGUUGGAGGUGGCAAGAGGUCCACCUGGGGCAAUGAAGGGCUGCAAGUGGGAAGCAGGAGAGCAGCCGCCACAGGGAGCGUUCCGGGUGGCCCAGGCGCGCUGUGCAGACUUGCGCUGUAGCUCCACCUUGUGGUCACCUGCCCCAAGAGGAGGGCCGCGCCGUCGUCACCCGUGACGUAUUUGCUGAAUGCUACCUGUUUCUUGUGCCCAUUGGGGACCUGUGUCCUUGACUCCGUACCCCGAGGGCAUGGUCCGAUUUCCACAAGUUUUCGCUUCUCUGGGCUGCGCGCAGGGUCAGGUUGCCGGGCCCACCUUCCCCUCGAGGAGCAAGUUCCCCGGUAUGUUUGCUGCUCGUGAGUCCCUGGGAUAAACAGUUAAGAUGACCAGCGCGGAGCUGGCCUAGGAUAAGGAGUCUGGUAGAAGUGGGGGAGGGGCUAAGGCAAACACAAGGACAGGAGGGUGCUCUGGCUGACUCCUCAGUCCCCACCGCACCCACAUUCACCCCGGUUCAUGUCUCCACACGAAGGGAAAUCGAACUAAGGGUCUGACGAGGUCAGGAGGUUCGGUUCUCAAUUCCUCCUCUCUCGCCAGCCUGGGACCGGGGGCGGCACUGGCACCUAGGGACAAGACCCUCCUCGGUUGCAGGGCAGGCCCGGGAACUACAACUCCCAGGAUGCCCCACGGCCACUUCCGCUCUC